UUUCAGGUGAUGUUGUUUUUUGGUCCCUUCCGGUCUCCGUACAUUUCUGUGUUAUGACGUCAUCUGGUCGGACGGGAGACCGAGAAACUUUGAACUUGCUAGGAAACUGGAUGAAACAUUGUUUCCCCCUCAGUUUUCAGCUGGAUUUACUCUACACAUGUACUACAGCGUGUGAACUUCAGACUUCUCUGGACCAGCAUGUGAGCUUGAACACAUGUAAUUAAAUCAGAUCGCUGAGGACAUGGACGAACGAGAAGAUGUGACGGAGCGCGCGUGCACGGGCUGUGGCGGGAGGAUUCGGGACGCUUUCCAUGUGAAGGUUCUUCAAGACGCCUGGCACAACUCUUGCUUUCAGUGUUCCGUGUGCUUUGAUCUCCUGACAAACUGGUACUUUGAGAAAGAGGGGAAGCUGUACUGUCACAAACACUACUGCGAGAAGUUUGGGGAGUUGUGCCAUGGCUGUUCGCUGCUUAUGACUGGACCUGCUAUGGUGGCAGGAGACUAUAAAUAUCACCCCGAAUGCUUCGUGUGUUUAUGCUGCAGAGUGGUGAUUGAGGAUCGGGAUACCUAUGCCUUAGUGGAACGAACCAAACUCUACUGUGGUAAAUGCUACAAGCAGGUGGUCUUGACGCCGAUGUUGGAGAAGCGUGGUUUGGCCGACUCUCCAACGGACCUGCUCCCUCACACAGUGACUCUGGUGUCCAUGCCCUCUGCCACCAAUGGUAAAAGAGGUUUCUCUGUCAGCGUGAUUAGAGACUGCACAAGUGCAAUGGCCAGUGUCCAGGUCAAAGAGGUCAGAGGGAUGCAUAUUAGUCCAGAGGUUCGGAACGCCAUCCAUGUUGGGGACCGAAUCCUGGAGAUCAAUGGACUCCCAGUGUCAGCUCUGAUGGAGGAGGAGGUGGAGGACCUGAUCCAUCGGACCAGUCAGACACUGCAGCUGUUGAUGGAAUAUGAUCCAGUCAGACAGCGCCUGGACCGACUCCGUCUGGGCUCUUCCCGCAAUCAGCUGGGUGUCCCCGCGGCCUCCCGCAUGCGUAUGUCCUCCUCAGCAAAUGCUGAGAUCGAACGAAGUGACUCAGUGGACAAUGGAACGUUAAAAAGGAGGUCCCUCAGACGUAGCAACAGCACUUGCAAGUCUCCAGUUUCUCCAUCUCCUAAGGACCCUCCGAUUCUAACUCGAGAUAUCGGGCGCUCUGAAUCCCUCCGUUCUCCUUCCAGCCGCUCCCACCGUAUUUUCCGUCCCUGUGACCUCAUCCAUGGAGAAAUCCUCGGAAAAGGCUUCUUUGGACAGGCCAUCAAGGUGACCCAUAAAGCCACAGGUGAGGUGAUGGUCAUGAAGGAGCUGAUUCGCUGUGAUGAAGAGACACAGAAAACGUUCCUAAAGGAGGUAAAAGUGAUGAGAAGUCUUGAUCACCCACACGUUUUAAAGUUCAUUGGAGUUUUGUACAAGGACAAGCGGCUUAAUCUGAUAACAGAGUUCAUUGAGGGAGGCACUCUAAAGGAUUUUAUCCGAGACACGGACUCAUUCCCAUGGGAACAGAGAGUUAGCUUUGCAAAAAGCAUCGCAUCUGGAAUGGCAUAUCUGCAUUCAAUGAGCAUCAUACAUCGAGAUCUCAACUCUCACAACUGCCUGGUCAAACUGGACAACACCGUCGUGGUGGCAGAUUUCGGUCUAUCUCGUCUAGUCAUGGAGGAUAAGGUCAAGCAGCCACCCCCCGAAAAACCAAACAAUAAGAAAAGACUGUUUAGACAGAUUGACCGCAAGAAACGCUACACGGUGGUGGGGAACCCAUACUGGAUGGCCCCCGAAAUGCUUAAUGGUAAACGCUACGAUGAGAAGGUGGAUAAUUUCUCCUUUGGCAUUGUGCUUUGUGAGAUUAUCGGUCAGGUUUAUGCAGAUCCCGAGUGUCUCCCGAGAACGCUGGACUUUGGGCUCAAUGUGAGAAAAUUCAUUGAGAAAUUUCUUCCUGAACACUGUCCUCCAGCUUUCUUUGCAUUGGCUGUGGCUUGUUGUGAUCUCACCCCUGACAACCGGCCUGCUUUUCAGAAGUUGGAGGACUGUUUUGAGGCAUUGGCUCUGAAUCAGGAGUUGAAUAUCCCUCUGCCUGCUGAACUGGACGAUCUUCAGCAGAAGUUUUUAAGGACUUAUGGACCCAGUGAAACUGCCUCUGAAAACAACAUAGACUAAUCCAACAGCAGCACAGGCUGAGAUAUGGGCUGGAUUUUUUUUUUUUUUAUGUUGAUGAGUUUACAGAACUGAAUCGGAGCAUUUACCUUGGGUUUGCAUACUGGGAACAUGCUGAUGCUGGUGUUCUUCGGAGAGGUCUGUCAUGACGCUCAGAACUUUGAGGGCAUUCUAGAACUGCAAAGGGUUCUUGGCAGAGUUCUGUUAAAGGAACAGGUACAUUUCAGUGACCUUGAGCUUCUUUCUGACAUUUUUCCCCCUUCUGUCUAAUGUGGAUGGUUUAGUUAUGAUUUAACCAAACCUUUAAGAGUGCUUACCACUAGUUGAGUUAUAGACCUCUCUAAUGAAGUUUCAAAUGUCAGAUUUUUUAAAUAGUGAAGCAUUCAUUAAGUUGAUCAAUUUUCAGUCACAACAAUUAUAAAAGUGCGUUUGUCAUUAAACCUUUCAAGAACAUGUCUGGAUCAUAUUUUACCCCACACUAAAAAAAAAAGUAGUGAUGCAUUUGAGACCAUUAGGAUUAGAUUUUAAGACAAUUAUGCACAUCCCCCUCCCACAUUCUGAGCAAUGAUAUUAUUUAAAGUUGUAUUGUUUAUGCCAACUUAAAUAAUAAAAACAUCAUUGAGAAUAUUGGGAAUUGCGAAAUUAAAAAAAAGGGAAAAAAAUGUGCUUAAUUGUCCUAGAAAUGUAAAAGUGAAAUGUAUUUUUUUUAAUUUGGGUUUAAUGUGACCAGGACAUGUUUUCAGGUGAAUAACCUCUUUAUUUCAAAUUAUAAAAAUAUGGAAGGUUCUAUUGAGUCACGAAAUUGAAACAACCUGAACUCUAGGAAUGCGAAACAAACAUUGUUGAAGCACACUGCCCCCUGCAGGCCGUUGUGCUUAAGUGCACUCAGUCCCUUGACUGUUUCUGUAGCACUAGCACUCGAGUCCUGACCUCUGUAACUCUAUAAUACAAAGACACACAGAGAGAAAACAAUACGUUUCUGAGUUCAGAUUUGGUUUCCUAUGUGUGGUUUCUUGGAAAUGCGUUUUAAAUUGUAGUUCAUUCCUGGUACAUCAGCUAUUUGAAAACUGGAGUAGUUUAUUCCGCUGUCAUGGACUCACCUUGUAAAUACACCAUGACAGGGCAAGGAUCAUUUUUCUCUGUAUCUAAACAGCUCUGGAGUUGUAUUCUCCGAGUGAAAUGAUAAGUGAGAUCAUAAUGCUGGAUCUGGACCGGCCGUUUCUAAGAGUUUUUAGCUCAGUACUGAAACGGGCUGUUAUCAAAAUGUCUGCAACGCAGAAUUUCACGAGUGACGUUUUGUGAAGACGUUUGAAAAUGAAUGUCAUACUUACUUUGAUCACUAAUGUUUAAAUUAACUGGAUGUAUUGUUCAUGUUUGUAUAGAUUUGGUGCCAUAUGUUGGGAUAAUGUUGAUGUGUAGUUUUUGUAAGUUUGUAGAAUGUGAAAAGCUGUAAAAGAGCAAUUUUUUUUUUCUGUUAAAGGUACUGACGUGUACAAAAUUAUAACCACUACUUGUACGCCACAGGACACCUAUUCUUCUUACACUAAUGUUUCAUGAAUAAAGAGUAGUACGUAUUGUA
Cyprinus carpio (common carp) is the source of this 3764-nucleotide messenger RNA. RefSeq names its product LIM domain kinase 2-like. NCBI's taxonomy places the organism in Eukaryota, Metazoa, Chordata, Actinopteri, Cypriniformes, Cyprinidae. Gene Ontology annotation, biological process: protein phosphorylation; actin cytoskeleton organization. The record is from RefSeq and is a predicted model, not a curated record. Gene Ontology annotation, molecular function: protein serine/threonine kinase activity; protein binding; ATP binding. Gene Ontology annotation, cellular component: nucleus; cytoplasm.